GUGGAGCUGCGGUAAGACUCGCUUCCGGCAGGGAAAGAAAACGCCAUGCCUCUGGCAAGAGACUUAAUUCAUCCGUCCUUAGAGGAGGAGAGGAGGAGACACAAAAAGAAACGUCUGGUGCAGAGCCCAAAUUCCUACUUCAUGGAUGUCAAAUGUCCAGGAUGCUACAAGAUCACCACGGUGUUCAGCCAUGCCCAGAUGGUGGUUCCAUGCAUAGGCUGCUCAGCUGUCUUGUGCCAGCCCACAGGAGGCAAAGCCAGACUCACAGAAGGUUGCUCAUUUAGAAGAAAGCAGCACUGAUUCCUUCGCUGGUGUACAUGCCAUGGAAGCCUUAUCUGACACCACAGCUGAAUCUAGCAAGUUCAUUCUGUCCCGCUUGGCAAAAACCCAAAAAUCAGUAAUCCACAAGAGUGGGCCUCUGGUCCGUGCAGAUUUUUUCCCUGCGUGUUUUGGGAUAAUUGAAGUCUAUUUUUGUAGCUUUUAUUAUGUAAAAGGCUUUUAAUUACACAAUCAAGCUGACUUCCUGCAUUUCUUUUUUUCCAGUAUUGAUUAACUCCUUGCUAUGGGCAAAGACGUGCAGUCUUGCAGAGCGAGCCCGUGUUAGAGACCUCCCUAGGAAGUGGGUACUUGUAGUUGAAGCUUGUGAGUUUUGUAGCUUUGGGGCCAGACACCCCCCGCCCCUCCGCUGGGGCGAAGGCCAAGGACAGAAAGGACCAGAAGCUAUGCAGGAGCAUUGGUGCGGCACUUCUGCUCAGCUCCCGUUUUGCUGCAGUUGGGGCUUUGCCACAGCGGUUAUUGGUGUCUGGUGGUUCAGUCAUUUAGACCUCGCUUCAGAACUCUCUGGAGCCUGCCUGAAUUGCUGUUAGUUUCAGCAGCAAUUUGGGCUAAGAUAAAAGCCUCAUUAAAACGGUUACAAUUGCUCUCUUGAGCUGAGGCAGACUGCAAGGCCUUUGGGCAGAACACCUUCUGCCACAAUGAACUGCACAGCUCUUAAAUCUAUCCUGGGCAGUCCAGAAAGGUAGGCAUGCUCCAUCAGCUUCGGCCAGUUGAGCAAACCAAUCCCUGCAGUGGUAAAACGAAACCGAAGCACCAAAAGAAAAAGGAUUAAAGUUGUUGGCGCUUCCAAGCAGUCAAAGAAAGUAGCACUUUUACUAUGAAUUGCCUUCAAUAAGGAAGAGCUCUGCUGCCGCCACCAUAAUUACCACAAAUUGCAUCUUACUAGUGGUGUACAAAAUGUAUCCAGCAGUGCAGUUGUGCAGACAUCUAAAGACAUCACUGUUGACAGUUCUGGCAACUCUUGGUAAGCCAACAAGGCCUCAUGUCGAGGUGGAAGUCACUUUCCCCAACUGAACAUGUAUGUUUUGCUUUUGAAUUUUGAUUGUAUCAAAAUCAAUAAACCGCUUGAAACAAGAA
This is a messenger RNA of Eublepharis macularius, 1413 nucleotides long. RefSeq names its product ribosomal protein S27 like (gene RPS27L). NCBI's taxonomy places the organism in Eukaryota, Metazoa, Chordata, Lepidosauria, Squamata, Eublepharidae. Bases 46 to 300 code for a protein of 84 amino acids. The transcript has 4 exons. Gene Ontology annotation, molecular function: structural constituent of ribosome; RNA binding. Gene Ontology annotation, biological process: ribosomal small subunit assembly; translation. The record is from RefSeq and is a predicted model, not a curated record. Gene Ontology annotation, cellular component: ribosome; cytosolic small ribosomal subunit.